AUGAGCCGUCAAUCAGCGCACGAUCUGGCGCUGCUGUACAGCUUGCAGCUUGUACGCCAGCUCUCUACGACCAGCAGCGCUGCUGGCAUUUCCGCCCGCCUACGCAAGCAGUGGCGCGGUCCUUCUCGUCCGCAGACGGCAUCAGCCUCAGCCUCAUCUUCAUCUUCAUCUACAGCUUCAUCAGCGACAGCUUCCGCUUCGUCGAGUCCAGAGACAGCGCCCAGUCCCCACUCUUCAGCAUCGUCACGCCAGCGGCAUUCUGCAUUCCGAGCGCUACGCCAAUCGUCCCGACCAAAUGUGCAAACGUCAUCAUCAGUGUCAUCAUCGCUGAAAUUCAUCGAAAGCGCAAGAAAGGGCAAAGAACGAGACUCGUCGCACCCUAGAACAGCUUCAUCUGCCGCAGACCAUUCGGCUUCGUUGAUUAAAGAGCUUCACGCGCUUGACGACCAGCUCGAUGCUCUCCAAAGCCAGGCAUUCUCCAUCUCGCAGCGGCUCAGGAAGUUGGCUUCUAGGCGUAGUAGUAGUGCUGACCAGCUAGAAGAGACCUGGGGUCCAGAUCGUCUCUCUGCUCCUUGCCGAGCUGAGACACGGGAAAAUGAAAGCAAAGCCAUCUGGUCCGCAUCUGGGUCUGCUUCUGAAUCGUCCUCUUCGUCCAGACGCACCGCCGACAAAAGCUCAGCUGACGAGCCUAAAACAAAGCUCCUCUUUGGCAACGAGCUGCUUGCGUCUUCCAAUCUACGCUGGCGCGAUGGAAAGGGCAAAUUGAUCCAAAGUCUUGUUUACAGUGGACCUUUCGCAGACGAACAGAAGAAAUGGACGGAAUCCAUCACGGGCAGUGUCACCCCGAAAAGCGUGCCUGUCGACAAGGUGGCUCCUCUGCGCGAGAUGCAAGUGGCUACACUAGCACAUGGGCUUGACCGGGUGCUCUUCAAUCCAGGCAUCUACUGGCUUCGGGAUCCUCGUUCGGGCAUCUACAACUUUGAUCCUCGCAUCAAAGACAUUCUGGACGUCGACCUGUUCGAUUACGCUGCGCUGCCGCCGUACGUCACUUCGAGCAUGGACCCGGAACUGGCAACGCUGACACAAAGGCACCAGAAAAAGUACUGCGGCAGCACAUCUUCCAUGACGUCGCUCUUGAGCCAGUGCUACUUUCUCAUCUCCGGUUGGCGGAAUCCGGAUGUAAGUGGGUUCUCUGCACCUUUUGCCGGUCUGCCGAGCGGCUUCAGCGUCGGAGCAAAGCUGCCUGCUUCUAUCGUGCUGCAUUACAAGGACGGGUACUACGCCAUCGACGCAGACAAAACCGCGGCAGGAGAAGCGGAGAACAGCAACUACGUGCUCACCUCUCUCGGCAAGAGCAUGGAAAAGAUGCUCACCGCUACACCGGAGGAGUAUGCCAAAUACAUGCGCAUCAACUCAUGCAAGCUCACACAAGAGGAAAAGACGAAACCGGAAGCGUACCAUUAUGCAUGCACGGACAAAAUCAUGAUGCGGUCGCAGCUCGAUUGUCACGAUGACCGCUUGCCGCGCAAGACAUUUGACCUAAAGACGCGCGCUUCGAUCGGCAUCCGAAACGACCGCGCCAACUACGUGGAAGGAUCAGGAUAUCAGAUCCGUCGAGCGACGGGUGUGUUGGAGAGUUUCGAGCGCGAGUACUUUGACAUGAUCCGCGCCGCUUUUCUCAAGUAUAACUUCCAAGCGAGGAUUGGCCAUAUGGAUGGAAUCUUUGUCGCUUACCAUACCACUUCGACCAUCUUUGGAUUCCAAUACAUCCCCGUCGAAGAGAUGAACGAGCGGCUGUUUGGAAGUCAGCAGAUGGCGGACCAGGCGUUCAAGUUGAGCUUGGGGGUGAUGGAAAAAGUGCUCGAUGCAGCUACGAGCAUGUUUGUGGAGCAAACGUUGAAGAUCACUGUAGAGACCAAGGAGAAAGGCGACGUGGGGAUGACGGUGUAUGUUGAGCCUGCUGAUGCUAGCAGCUGGUCGCACCGGCAAGCCGAACGUAAGCGUACGAUUGCGCAGCUGGACAUCAGUGUGGACAGGUAUCUGGAUGGCGGACUCAUGCUUGGACCCGUCGACUUUUCGUAUCUCCCAGGACGACGAAUCGAUCCGCUAUCGGACGACGAGAUCGAACGACGCAUGCGAGCCUCUCUACCUGCGGUACGCUGGGAGAUCGAUUACUCGAUUUCUCCGCGACCCGAUCUGACCGAGUCCAAGAUCCGUUCGAACCUAGAAGCGGUACGUGCCAAACAGGCGAGCUUGAACUCGCUCAUCCUUCCCAACGUCGAAGCGCUCAACGCUCGCGAACAGUACCGCACCGAACAACUCGCCAAGAACCCCGAUGCUCUGCAGCGAUUCUUGCAAGAGCGAAAAAGCGGUGUAGCCGCAGGCAUGCCUUUGGCUCCCGGACAGCUAUCUGCUGAGAAUGCUGCUUCUCAAUCGCCAUCCACACCUCCACCAGCAGAAACCAGCGACGCUUCCUCGAGCAAUACUGUGCUACCAGACGACGUGCUCAAACCGAUCGAACCAAACGACACAUCUCCACGUCGCAAGCAGGCCGAAUCGCGCUUCGUCAGGAUGCGAAACGCCAGAACAUUGCGUUUGAGGGAGCUGGCAAAGCUGGGCGCAAAGGACGCAAAUCACAACAAGAGCCUAGACAAGUUGAUUCUGUACCAGCCUAGAUCCUAG
Molecule: messenger RNA, 2682 nt
Organism: Mycosarcoma maydis (corn smut)
Lineage: Eukaryota; Fungi; Basidiomycota; Ustilaginomycetes; Ustilaginales
Exons: 1
Coding region: 1-2682 (893 amino acids)
Biological process (GO): mitochondrial RNA 5'-end processing
Cellular component (GO): mitochondrion; mitochondrial envelope
Source: RefSeq, a predicted model, not a curated record